Messenger RNA from Dothidotthia symphoricarpi CBS 119687, 2042 nucleotides. RefSeq names its product aminopeptidase Y precursor. Gene Ontology annotation, molecular function: aminopeptidase activity; metalloexopeptidase activity. The coding region runs from base 212 to 1564 and encodes 450 amino acids. The record is from RefSeq and is a predicted model, not a curated record. Gene Ontology annotation, biological process: proteolysis. The transcript is spliced from 3 exons. NCBI's taxonomy places the organism in Eukaryota, Fungi, Ascomycota, Dothideomycetes, Pleosporales, Dothidotthiaceae.
CUUGACCAUCACACAUCCAGCUCCAUCCAUCACUUGUAUUGUCAAGAUGGUGCUCUCCUCAGCUGCCGCGCUUUGCGCAGUUGUAACGGGCGCGACUGCGUUACAAGUUCCGCUGCUAUGGUCUCAUGAGGCGCCUAUCGAGAACGGACAUGAGACGAAACCCCUGGUCAACUCCACAGAGCUCCAGAACCUCAUCAGUGGGGAUCGUCUCAUGACAAGGGCGAAAAAGUUGUAUGAGAUUGCAAAGCUGGGUGAAGAAGAGUACAACCACCCCACUAGAGUCAUCGGCAGUGAUGGCCAUCUCGGGACGCUAUCCUACAUAUAUGAGACCAUUCUUGAGCUCGGAGACUACUAUACCAUCUCGAAUCAAUCAUUUCCCGCCGUGUCUGGUACUGUCUUCGAGUCGCGUCUCGUCAUCGGUGAUGGGGUUCCCAAAUCUGCGUCAGCUCUGGCUCUGACGCCGCCAACUAAGGAUAAAGAGCCCGUACAUGGCGACCUCGUCCUUGUUGAGAACGAGGGCUGUCAAGCAUCGGACUAUCCUGACUCCGUUGCCGGCAACAUCGCGUUCAUCAAACGCGGUGUGUGUCCGUUUGGUACUAAAUCCGAACAUGCUGGACUUAAAGGAGCCGUCGCAGCUGUCGUGUACAACUACGAAAAGGAUGCUGUCCAUGGCACGCUGGGAUCCCCAUCCCCAGAUCACAUUGCCACUUUCGGGCUUUCUGGCGAGGAGGCCGAGCCUAUCGUUGAGAAGCUGAAGCAGCAGAAACGCGUCGACGCGAUCGCGUACAUCGACUCUGUCGUCUCUCAGAUUGAGACCGUCAACGUCAUCGCUCAAACAACAGAGGGCGACCCUGAAAACUGCGUUAUGCUUGGAGCGCACUCCGAUAGCGUGACCGAGGGUCCAGGCAUAAACGACGACGGCUCCGGAUCCAUUUCCCUGCUCGAGGUGGCUACCCAGCUUACCAAGUUCAACGUCAGCAACUGUGUCCGCUUUGCAUGGUGGGCAGGCGAAGAAGAAGGAUUGUUGGGUUCCGACUACUAUGUCGCAUCGCUGCCCGAAGAAGAGAAUCAGAAGAUCCGACUCUUCAUGGACUACGACAUGAUGGCCAGCCCUAACUUCGCGUAUCAGAUCUACAACGCUACCAAUGCUCUCAAUCCCAACGGAUCUGAGGAACUGCGUGAUUUAUAUAUCGACUGGUACGAACAGCAGGAACUGGACUAUACCUUUAUUCCUUUCGAUGGCCGCAGUGAUUACGACGGCUUCAUCCGCAACGGUAUCCCUGGUGGCGGUAUCGCGACUGGCGCUGAGGGCAUCAAGACAAAGGAGGAAGAGAAGAUGUUUGGAGGCAAGGCUGGAGAUUGGUAUGAUCCUUGCUACCACCAGCUCUGCGAUGACGUGGGCAAUCUGAACAUGACAUCAUGGGUUGUCAACACAAAGCUUAUCGCCCAUUCGGUUGCCACCUACGCUCGCUCCUUCAAGGGCUUUCCCGAACGUACGAAAUCGGUCGCCUCAUCCCAAUAUGUGGACAACGUUAAGUACCAUGGUCACAAGCUUUUUGUGUAAUCACGUUGCGUUCCUUGAAAUGCGCAUGUUAUCAGUAGUUUUAAAGUCAUCGAUUGUUCAUUGCCAUCUUUGUUGCUUGCAACUUUUCAUACUCAAACAUGCACGUGCCAACACCAUUGUAUCCUGGUUGUUGAUAUCGUCUCGUUUCAAAUUUUCGUCGUUCAUUCAAUCCCCAUAUGUGAUUUCGAUAUCGUUCCUCGCUAAUCCCAGACGCUCACCUUCUCUACCCUUUCCAACACUCAUGUCCGCUUCUCUCCAGGUCCAUAAUGGCCAGGACCGAUGUCGAGCAGGGUGGUGCGGUCAUCAGGAAGAAAUCUAGGUGCACUUAUUGCCGGUGACUACACUGAAUGAUUUUGAGUACACUCGACUUAUAGUAUCAUGUGCGCUUGCGAAGGGUAUGGUAGUAUUUUAUGGAGUCACAGUAGAUUGAUAUAUGUGCUGCAUAUGUCUGCAGAGUGUAAAAUUGGACAAAGUAGGG